CGUCAUCACACUUCCUGCGCACGUGUAGUCCACAUUAACUGUAGUUGUGUUCCUAGGUAGCUAGCUAGCUCUAUGAAUAGCUUAUUUUAGUUACUUAUUAAUGUAUUGAUCAUCGUAUUCGAACUUCGAGGCGAGGCUGCACGGUAAGUUGAGAUCAACAACGUUGACGUAAAUGUAAGAAACGCUUGUGCAAAGCGUGACUAACCCACAUGCUAGCCACUUAGCUAGCUAGCUAACUAACGUUACCCAGUGUCAGCAGGCAGUGCCUAUCCUACGGCUAGCUAGCCUCUAUCUAUGUUCGGAUGACGGAGCGUAGAGGCUAACGGUUAGCUAACUGCUAUGUUUGUUUUUGCUACAGCUCUCUGCAAAAAUGACCACAUGUGAUCUGAUAAUAUGAUUGUCCUGAACCCAUUUAUCAACAUAAAUCUAUUCCAGGCCAUCUGAUCUGUCUGGACACGUGAGGUGGAGAGGAUGAACAUCGAGGAGAAUAAAGUGAAUGAGGAUAUGGCUGAUAAUGAUGAUGAAGAGUCUGGAGAAGUGCCCAAGAUUGAAUCAGAUGAAGGUGAGGAUGACGACAACCCAGAGGAUGAUGAUGAGGAACUUAAAGAACAGGCUGAAGGCGAUCCCAAAGAGGAAAAGGUGUCAAUAGGCAAGAAGUGUCUGCCUGGAAUAGUGUAUUUAGGUCAUAUACCACCAAGACUGAGACCCAAGCAUAUGCGCAACAUGCUGAGUCUGUACGGGGAGAUUGGAAGGAUAUUCCUACAGCCUGAAGGUAAGACUGCACUCACUCUGCAUGUUAAAAUCAACCCUGACACUGUCUGACAGGAUUUCAAUGUUUUGUCUCAAUCAUCAUUACAAUGUUAUCUGUUGUCCUCAGACCGGUCUGUGAAGAGGAGGAAGAAGAAAGCAGGCUCCAAGGCAUGCAGUUUCACUGAGGGCUGGGUGGAGUUCAGGGACAAGAGAGUGGCCAAGAGAGUGGCAGCUAGCCUCCACAACACACCGAUGGGCGCCCGGAAAAGGAGCCGUUUUGUCAGUGACCUCUGGAACAUCAAGGUAUCUCAAUAUUCUCUUCAAUGAUCUCUGUGUGGACAUUUUAGUGUAACUACAUUUAACUUUGGUAGUUUAAAGCACUGUCGUAACACGCAUGCCACACGUCCCUUAUUAAUAGAAACUUUAAUACCAACAUUUAUUUUAUUUUUGUUGAAAUUUUUACUGUCAGAAUAAUUAUUCUGACUCUAAUUGUCCAUUUUAUUGUUCAGUACCUCCACAGGUUCCAGUGGUGUCACCUGAGUGAGCGACUGGCCUAUGAGAUGACUGUGCUCCAGCAGCGCCUCAGAACUGAGAUCUCUCAGGCCAAACGAGAAACCAAUUUCUACCUGGCCAACGUGGAGAAGAGCCAGAACAUGGACAAACUGAGGAAGAAGAGGGAGCGGAAGGGUGAGAAGAUAGAGGAGAAGACGUGGGACUUCACCCAGCGACGUACAGAGGAUGAGAUCCAGAUGAGUCGCCUCCGUAAACAGACCAUGUCCAAGAAGAACCUGCUGAAGGCCCAGGACAAGGCCAGGGACAUACAGCAGAAGUCCCAGUCGAACGUCUCUCUGCUGGCCAAGAUCUUCAACAGCAGCAAAGCCAAGGACUGAACCCAUCCCAGCAGUCUUGGCAAACACAGGAUCCCAGGACUUGUCUCAUUCAGUAUCACAAUUAGAGCAUCCUUUUGCCCCUGACACUUGCUGGUGUUGUGAGCGACACUGAGAAGAUGGGCUCUAUCCAGACACAUACAGACUCACAGGGAAAAAUAGGGUUUUCUCCAUCAGUGUAAUUUGAUUAUAAUUGUAGGAGAGACUUGGACAGGUCCUCUUUUUGAUUUAAUGCAUUGCAAACUAUAAGCUAUGAUGCAGUAAUAAUAUUUUCAGCAUCAUGGAAAACACGUGCUCAUACUGUAUGUGCUAUUUGUAAACAUUUAGUAAAAAUAUUUAAUGGAAAUAACUCAAUCAUUAUUUCAUUUAAUUAGUGUAAAGAUAAACACAAACCAUACAUACGCUGAACAAAAAUAUAAACGCAACA
Coregonus sp. 'balchen' is the source of this 2064-nucleotide messenger RNA. The record is from the annotation of a GenBank genome assembly. NCBI's taxonomy places the organism in Eukaryota, Metazoa, Chordata, Actinopteri, Salmoniformes, Salmonidae.